Rhagoletis pomonella (apple maggot) is the source of this 966-nucleotide messenger RNA. RefSeq names its product peroxiredoxin-6-like. The coding region runs from base 98 to 760 and encodes 220 amino acids. Gene Ontology annotation, molecular function: peroxiredoxin activity. Gene Ontology annotation, biological process: cell redox homeostasis; cellular oxidant detoxification. The transcript is spliced from 5 exons. NCBI's taxonomy places the organism in Eukaryota, Metazoa, Arthropoda, Insecta, Diptera, Tephritidae. Gene Ontology annotation, cellular component: cytosol; mitochondrion. The record is from RefSeq and is a predicted model, not a curated record.
UUGAAGGCGCCACAGAUAAUGUUCAACGAACGACAGCUGAAAAAGUAUAAAAACCGCAGCAUUACUGUGAAUUGGCAUCAAAAAUAAUAAUUAAAAAAUGCGUUUGGGAGCAACAGUGCCGAAUUUCAAAGCCGAAACCACCAAGGGGCCCAUUAGCUUCUACGAUUGGCAGGGCAACUCUUGGGUUGUACUGUUCUCGCAUCCGUCGGACUUCACACCCGUCUGUACCACUGAACUGGGUCGCAUCGCUGUCCAUCAGCCGGAGUUCGCUAAGCGUAAUGCCAAGUGUUUGGCCCAUUCAGUGGAUGAUCUGAAGUCACAUGUUGACUGGGUAAACGACAUCAAGUCCUAUUGUCUGGAUAUUCCCGGUGAAUUCCCGUACCCCAUAAUUGCCGAUCCUCAUCGUGAUUUGGCUGUACUCUUUGGCAUGUUGGAUGAGGAGCAGAAGCGAGAUGCAGAAAUUGGCAAAACCAUACGCGCACUCUACAUCAUCAGCCCCGAUCAUAAAGUGCGUUUGUCGAUGUUCUAUCCCAUGUCCAUGGGCCGUAAUGUUGAUGAGAUUUUGCGUUGUCUCGACUCAUUGCAAUUGACUGACAAGCUGAAGGUGGUGGCCACACCCGCUAACUGGACGCCUGGUACGAAAGUUAUGAUUCUACCCGAUGUGACCGACGAGGAGGCAAAUAGACUAUUCCCAAAAGGCUUCGACAAGGUUUCAAUGCCGUCCGGUGUCAAUUAUGUCAGAACCACAGAAAAUUAUUAGAUUUUAAUGCUGCAAAAUUAUCAAAAUCAAAAUCAAAGCAAAAAUAAUUACAAUUUGAUUCUGUUCGAAUUGAGUUGGUGCCCUUAUCUGUAUGUUUUAAGUAUGUGCUGAUCAUUUUAAAAAUGAUUUUGUGCUUGAUUUUUAGAUUAUUGUUAUUUUUAAGUGAAAAAAAAAACAAAAAAUAAAUUUUGAGUGCAAUUCAAUUU